AUGUUACAGCUUAUGAACCACACUAAGAUCAAAGGCACCGAUGGUGUUUUCCACAACCACUAUGAUGAGCGAGUCCGGCCAUUGAUAGAUGUCAUCGAUGCCCUCCGCUUAGUUGGCAUCGAUCAGGAUCUGGCCCUGCCUGCGAUAGCUGUGAUCGGAGACCAGAGCUCAGGGAAGAGCUCUGUGCUGGAGGCGCUGUCUGGAGUGGCUCUACCCAGAGGCAGCGGUAUCGUGACGAGAUGUCCACUGGAACUGAAGUUGAGGACGCUGAAGCCGGGAGAGAAAUGGACUGCUAUCAUCAAAUACAGCGGGACAGAGAUCAAGUUUGAUGACCCUUCCCUGGUUGAGGAACGUGUCAGGGAUGCCCAGGAUGAGUUGGCGGGAGAUGGCGUUGGGAUCAGCAGCUCUCUGAUCCAUCUGGAGAUCAUGUCUCCUGAUGUGUCUGAUCUCACUCUCAUUGACUUGCCCGGGAUCACCAGAGUCCCAGUGCCUGGACAACCAGACGACAUCUCAGACCAGAUUAAAAAGCUCAUAUUGCACUUUAUUGAGAAGAGUGCAACGAUUAACCUGGUGGUGGUCCCAUGUAAUGUUGACAUAGCAACAACUGAAGCUCUCAGAAUGGCCCAGGAAGUUGAUCCAGAAGGGAAAAGAACUUUGGCCAUUCUGACAAAGCCAGACCUUGUGGAUGGUGGAACUGAACCAAACAUUUUAAAAAUUGCUCUAAACCAAGUUAUCCCGCUCAGCAAGGGAUAUAUAAUGGUGAAAUGCCGGGGUCAACAGCAAAUUCAUGACAAAAUGUCCCUGGCUGAGGCCACUCGGAUGGAGAGAGAGUUUUUCCAACGUCACAAGUAUUUUAGCUGCCUUCUAGAAGAGGGAAGAGCCACUACCCAGUUCCUUGCUACUGAACUGACCCAGGAGCUGGUGAAGCAUAUCAAGGAUUCUCUUCCAAGAUUGUCUGAUCAGGUGAAUUCAAAGCUGAGCGAUACCAAGCAACUCUUAACUAAGUUCAAGAAAGGUCCUCCACUGGAUCCUGAGGAGAAGAAGGAGUACUUUGUUGAGACCAUUAGCCGGUUUAAUGACAAGAUCAAAUGCCUGGUCUCAGGAGAAGUCAUUAACAGUGAAAACCUCUAUGUGCUCCUUCGUGCCCAGUUUGGAGAAUUUAAAAGGGUCCUUGAAAACAGCAAGAAUUCAUUUGGCCAGAGAGUGGAAGAGGUUGUUGCCGACUAUGAUGCAAAACACAGAGGAAGAGAGUUACCUGCUUUUAGCGAUUACAAAGUAUUUUUGAAGACAGCACAGGAUCUGGUGAUGGAACAACAGCCUCCAGCUCUUGAGACUUUGAAGAACAUAAAAGAUAUUGUCCAAGAUCAAUUUAAGGAAAUCUCAAAAACAUGCUUCUCAAACUAUCCUUACCUCAGACGUUUCACAAUGAAAACAAUAGAAGAUAUCCAGUCGAGACAGGAGACCACAGUGGCAGAGAGAAUCUGUGAGCAGUUUAAGAUGGAGAAGCUGGUCUUUACACAGGACAGCAUCCUCAAUGAAAGACUGGACGCUGCUGAAGAGAACUAUGCUGAUUUAGACAGCAGGAAGAACUACCCCAAGAUACUUAAAGAGUAUUACCAGAUUGUGGUGCAGCGGCUGGCAGACCAGGUCCCCAUGCUGAUCCUGCACUUCCUGCUGCAUGAGUCCAUGCGCAUCCUGUGCCUCAAGGUGCAGGGCCUCAUGGAGAUCCACAAGCUGGACGAGUAUCUGGAGGAGAGCACGGAGAGCAGCCGCCGUCGCAACGAGCUGCAUCACCGCCAGGAGCGCCUCGUCUUCGCGUACGAGAAGCUCAGUGUGUUCUUCUGAGGAGAUCAUAAGUGAGAAGCUCAGUGUGUUCUUCUGAGGAGAUCAGCAGUGAGAAGCUCAGUGUGUUCUUCUGAGGAGAUCAUAAGUGAGAAGUUCAGUCUGUUCUUCUGAGGAGAUCAGCAGUGAGAAGCUCAGUGUGUUCUUCUGAGUAGGUCAGCAGUGAGAAGCUCAGUGUGUUCUUCUGAGGAGAUCAGCAGUGAGAAGUUCAGUGUGUCCUUCUGAGGAGAUCAGCAGUGAGAAGCUCAGUCUGUUCUUCUGAAGGCGUUAGGCCAAGUUAAUCACAUUUCUCUGAUACAGUUUUGAAUUACUUUUUUUUUUUAGACUCAUGUGUCAUGGUUAUAUUAUGAAUUCAGUCACAACAAUUAUGUGCACAGUUGCCAGUACUUGGAGGAGGAAUUCCAACAGGAUCACAUAUGACCAGGCAAACUCUGUAAGGGCCCUUAAAUGUGAUAAAAAGAUGUAGGGUCUGGGAACUCACCGUAGGCAGGGCUCAAUCCGAGGGGUGGGAUAUAAACAGUUGUCUUUCAAAUUCCCUCUCCGCAAUAUAAUACUAAACGAAUUGUCUUCUUGUUUUCAAAUAGCAGGAUGUGUUACCGUCACAACUUCUGGUCGCAUGUCAGUCACCAUUAUGUUAAGCCCGCCCCCCGACUCUAUACACGCUGUGAUUGCCCGUCCGUUUCUUGGUUUCUCAGCUCCUAAGCUCAAUGGAGCGUAGCUAGACCAAAGACCAUAGACUUCAAUGGAACAGCUCUGCAUAAAGGGGGAUUUUGCCCCCCCCUCCCUCUUGCAGGAAGUUCCAGGAAGUGACUUCUCAUGAAGUAUCUUGCUCUGCCCUUAAUGAUCUUUUGCUAGACUGCCCCGCCAGCCAAAUUACAUUUGCUGCCACUAGGGGCGUCUAGAUUUCUAGGCUACUAGAGGCCUCUGGACUGGAUGACCAACUGAAGAGAAGAGCAGGGCUGCCCUCUAGUGGCUGGACUGGGUGCCUGACCAAUUGAAUGUAAGAGAAGUGCGGUGUUGCCCUCUGCUGGCUGGCUGGAGCAAGCUGUGUGUGUGUCAGCCAUUCACAUACAGUAUUGUCAGUGUGUUCAUGAACAUUGCAGGUGAAAUGAAAUGCAGGUGUGUGCUGGUUUCUAAUAGCUGUUUCACGUACAUUACAAAUGGGCAGAUUAAGGAGUCACACCUUAAAAUGGCAUAUUCAGGUAAAAUUAUGGGCCUGUUUUCCAAAUUAAGGACCACUUAAUAUAACUUUAACUAAGUGGUUUUAGUAUGUUUUCAGGGGUAAAUUAAAGCAACACUUUUCACCCUUUCACCCUUCACAUACACACUAUUUGUUUUUAAAAAAACUCUUUAGUGUUGCUUUAAGGUAGAUCUAAGUACAUCAGGUUUUGUAGGG
Molecule: messenger RNA, 3238 nt
Organism: Sardina pilchardus (European sardine)
Lineage: Eukaryota; Metazoa; Chordata; Actinopteri; Clupeiformes; Clupeidae
Product: interferon-induced GTP-binding protein Mx2-like
Exons: 13
Coding region: 1-1845 (614 amino acids)
Biological process (GO): defense response to virus
Cellular component (GO): membrane; nucleus; microtubule
Molecular function (GO): GTPase activity; GTP binding; microtubule binding
Source: RefSeq, a predicted model, not a curated record